Messenger RNA from Drosophila nasuta, 2513 nucleotides. RefSeq lists its product as uncharacterized. The transcript is spliced from 6 exons. The coding region runs from base 3 to 2513 and encodes 836 amino acids. The record is from RefSeq and is a predicted model, not a curated record. NCBI's taxonomy places the organism in Eukaryota, Metazoa, Arthropoda, Insecta, Diptera, Drosophilidae.
AUAUGCAAAGUUAUUUGAAAUGGGUGAUAAUUUUUUGUAUUCUUGCGCCACAAUGGACAGUAAGCAUACAAUUAAACGAUUCAAUUCAGAAUGCUAUUGAAGAGAACGAGAAAAAGAUACAAAAAUUGCAAGCUGAAAUUGAGGACAACGAAAAAUACCUGAACUUUGGCGAAGCCAUAAAUAAAACAAAAGGGUACAUCUCAUCUUUGGAAGACAAAUUAAAGCAAUGUGAAGAACAGAACAAAAAUCAAUCUGAGUCUCAAUUAUAUCACAUCUUUAGUGCUAUUCAAAAAAUCAAAUCGAACACUGAUACCAAUAAAAAUGAAUUCAAACAAAAUGAUGAUCUUAUCAAUAGUCUUAAAGCUCAGAUUGAAGAUAAGAAGUCGCUGUUGAAUGAUUAUCAGGAUCAAAUAAAAGAAAAAGGUCUCGAAAUAGAGAAAUUGGAAAAAACUUUAUCAGCUUACAAUAAUACCAUCAAUAAGAACAACGCUGAGAUAUCGAAUUUGCUAUCAAUUAUCAGAUCUCAAAAUAAUACUAUUAUUGAAAACAGUGCACAAAUAUUAAAAUUGGAAUCAAUUAUAACAAAUUGGAAAGAAACUGUUUAUAAGAAAGAUGCUGAAAUAUCAAGGUUAAAGACAACUAUAAAAUCUAAAAACUCUACAAUUAACAAGAAUAAUGCUGAUAUAUCAAAGUUGGAAUCAAAUAUAACAGCUUUCAAAACAAUCGUUAAUAAGAACAAUGAAACAAUUGCAAAGUUGAAUUUAACUAUAAAUUCUUUCAACUCUACCAUCAUUAAGAAUAAUGCUGAAAUAUCAAAGUUCAAAUCAACCGUCAAACAUAAUAAUGAAAAAAUUGCAAAGUUGGAGUCAACUAUAAAAUCUUACAACUCAACCAUUAAUAAUAAUAAUGUUCAAAUAUCAAAAUUAAAUUCGGAGAAGAGUAAUACUAUUAUUAAAAACAGUGCUGAAAUAUCGAGGUUGAAGAAAAAUUUAGAAUCUAAUAACUCUACAAUAAAUAAUAAUAAUUCUGAAAUAUCAAAGUUAAAGUCAACCGUCAAAAAUAAUAAUGAUAAAAUUGCAAAGUUGGAGUCAACUAUAAAAUCUUACAACUCCACCAUCAAUAAGAAUAAUGCUGCAAUAUCAAAUUUGAAAUCAACCGUCAAAAAUAAUAAUGAAAUAAUUGCAAAGUUGGAGUCAACUAUAAAAUCUUACAACUCAACCAUUAAUAAUAAUAAUGUUCAAAUAUCAAAAUUAAAUUCGGAGAAGAGUAAUACUAUUAUUAAAAACAGUGCUGAAAUAUCAAGGUUGAAGAAAAAUUUAGAAUCUAAUAACUCUACAAUAAACAAGAAUAAUGCUGAUAUAUCAAAGUUGGAAUCAACUAUAACAGCUUUCAAAGGAAUCGUUAAUAAGAACAAUGAAACAAUUGCAAAUUUGGAGUCAGCUAUAAAAUCUUACAUCUCUACCAUCAAUAAGAAUAAUGCUGAAAUAUCAAAAUUAAAGUCGGAGAAGAUUAAACCGAGAGCUACAACACCACAGCCACAAAUAACUUUCCCGUCUUACAAUGACAAAUCACAGCAGGAAAUCACACAGUUGAAAUCUGAAGCGAAUAAACAAACUAACGAAAUAAACGAGCUUAACAUUAAACUAAAUAAAUCCCUAUCGAAUAACAAAAAUUUAGCCAAUUCACGGGAUGAAAACUUUAAAAAAUAUCAAAGCGCUCAAAAUAGCUUAGACCACUGCCAAACAGAAAAGAACUCUACUCAAGUCUAUCUAGAUCGUUAUAUAGACAGCUAUAACUCCUUUUACAAGACAUUUCAAACGAAUGUGACUGAUUUACAAAACGAGUUGUCUAAAUGUAUUUCUUUAAAAGAAGAAAUUAAUAAAGAACUAAAGCACACGAAGGAAGAAUUAAUCGAAUGCCAGAAUCAACAUUCAAAUACUCCCUCUACAAGUCUUCCAACUUCUUGUAUAGGCUUGAACGCUGGCUUUCGAGAGAUACAAAUUUCAAAUGGAAAUCCUUUAUAUGUGCUAUGCGAUAAUGAUGGUUGGAUUAUCAUACAGCAACGAAUUAAUGGACAACUAGAUUUUAACAGAAGCUGGAGGGAAUACGUGAAUGGAUUUGAAGACCAAAGCAAACAAGGGGAGUUUUUCAUUGGAUUGGAAAAUCUGCAUCUUCUUACCAAGUCAUCAAGACAUGAGUUAUAUAUCUCAGUAACAUUUUUAUGGGAUACCUUAUGGACAAAAUAUGAUGACUUCAGAGUUGGAAAUGCAGAAUCUCUCUAUGAAUUGGAAUCAAUAGGAAACUAUAAGGGCAACUUUGAUGGCUUACGUGCGAAUGUUCAUCAGAAAUUUGCAACAUAUGAUACGAAGAAUUUUGAUCAUGAUUGUGGAAUGGGCGGCUGGUGGUAUCCAGCAAAUUGUGGUUUUAGUAAUCUAAAUGGUCCAUACAAUAAGAUAUUAUGGCAUUACGGGGAUGGAACCUCCACAAUUAUGAUGAUUCGCCCAUAUGGAUAA